Lactuca sativa (garden lettuce) is the source of this 3858-nucleotide messenger RNA. The record is from RefSeq and is a predicted model, not a curated record. NCBI's taxonomy places the organism in Eukaryota, Viridiplantae, Streptophyta, Magnoliopsida, Asterales, Asteraceae.
UCCAAUUAUGAAAUAACACAUCCAGUUAACCCGAAUAAAACUUUAGGUUUUCAGAUCUGGUAACAAUUGCAAGACCAAAUUCAUAUUGGAUCUUGGGUUGAUUACUGAUCAGCCAAAUCUCGAACAAACCGAUCCAAAAUUCAAAACCAGCCGUGUGCAAAUUUGGCUAUUUGCUUUGAAUUUUUGUCGACUCGGAGAACGCUAGAAAAUACACCGGAGAUAUUGACGAUCGGUAUAAUUCAUUGGAUUGAAUUGAUGAUGGUAACAUGAGACCCACGCACCAGAGUGUAUAAUCACAGCUUGUCUCGUCUGGCCCCUCACCCCUACUUUCGAUCUGACAAUGCAAGUUGAUUUCUUAGGGUUUCUAUCUACGAAUACUGAUUCCAGCAAAUCCAAGUGAAACAACGGUAUAUGUGAUUUGAUUGAGAUUGGAAGUGUAAAGACUGGAUUGAUUGAUGCUGUACAAAUCGUGAAAAAGAAAUGGAUCCAAAGCCUUCCCCCAGAUCGGGAAGGUUCGCCCCUAUUAAUCGACAUAAUUCUACCCCUUCCUCCUUGCUAUCGAAAUCACUUUCCGAUGCAAGUACCCAAAACUUAUCCUCCAUCCUCAACAACCCACAUGUCUCCGACGGCUCUUGGGUCGGUUGGUGGUCGUCUUCAACUGCUGUACAAGUCGCUGAAUUUGCUCCUCCUUCCGCCAACAAAACCCCUGGUUUAGAAAUAACUAGAUCCGAUUUCACAUCAUAUUUAUCCUCAAUCUCCGAUCACCAUAGCCGUUUCGAAGACAUUCGGAACCAUUCAAACAAGGAGAGCAGGGAUGCGGAUGCCAUUGAUCACCAUGAGAGGGCAGGGGAAGCUCUCGUUGCGUGUUUGCGGGAAGUUCCUUCAUUGUAUUUCAAGGAGGAUUUUGCACUCGAAGAUGGAGCAACUUUCAGGGCGGCUAGCCCGUUCUCUACUAUCGCUGAGAACACCGUGUUACAAGAAAAGUUGUCUCAGUACUUGGAUGUGGUCGAGCUUCAUUUGGUUAAGGAGAUCUCGCUGCGUUCCAAUUCGUUUUUUGAAGCACAGGGUCAGUUAGAAGAUUUGAAUCUUAAGAUUGUUGAAGGGUGUAGUCGGAUCCGGGAAUUGAAGGAGACGAUUAGGCUUUUGGAUGUAGAUUUAGUGGAUUCAGCUCGCCAAAUUCAGGAGUUAAAUCAUACCCGGAGCGAUAUGUUGGCACUGCAGGAGAAGCUUAGGCUAAUAUUAUACGUUAACCAAUCUCUUGCUGCUCUUAAGUUGCUUGUUGCAUCUGCUGAUUGUGCGGGAGCUUUAGACGUGACUGAUGAUUUGAAGCAUUUUCUGGAUGGGGAUCAAUUAACUGGCCUACAUUGUUUUCGUCACCUUGAGGAUCAUGUAGCUGCUGCAAUAGAUUCUGUAAAUAGGUUAGUAUCCACAUCAUUUAUUUAUUUAUUUAUUCUUUUAGAAUUCUCUGUUGUGACUUGUAUUAUUUAUUUUUGUAGCAUUCUUUCAACAGAGUUUUUGCGUGCAUCUAUCAAUGAUUCUGGAGAUAAGGAUGUGGUUAUAUUAACUAAAGCAAAAGCAAAGAUGACCCCACUGGGAAAUGGAGAAGAUAAUGAAGUAAACUUGCAUGAAGAAGACACCUCAAGCUUCCAUGAUCGACUUUUACCUCUUAUUAUUGGCUUACUUAGAACUGCAAAACUUCCAACUGUUUUGAGAAUAUAUCGCGAUACAGUUACAUCUGACAUGAAAACUGCUAUAAAAUCGGUUGUUGCAGAGCUGCUUCCUGUUCUUCUUGCAAGACCUUUAGACUCUGAUUUUAAAUCAAACGAUCGAAUUGUUGAUUCAGAUGGUGGAGGCUCAUCACUUGCAAGUAAGUUAAGAAGCUUGUCUUCUGAAAGCUUUGUUCAACUUCUUGGCACCAUUUUCAAGAUUGUACAGGCACACUUACUUCGAGCUGCUGAAGUUAAAAAAGCCAUUGAAUGGAUAAUGUCCAAUCUUGAUGGUCAUUAUGCUGCUGAUUCAGUUGCUGCUGCAAUUGCUCAUGGUGCUUUAAAUUCCGAAAAUGCCCCUCUGGGUGAUUCUCAGUCUGGAUCCUUUCCUAGGAAUUCUAUCAAGGUGUCCCCAAUCCAACCAAAAUCAAACGAUGCCACAAGUCCCUCAAAUUUAUCAAAAAAUUUCAGAGCUGAUGUAUUGAGAGAAAACACAGAAGCAGUGUUUGCAGCUUGUGAUGCAGCUCAUGGAAGAUGGGCAAAACUUCUUGGUGUGCGUGCUCUUUUGCAUCCAAGGCUAAGGCUUCAAGAGUUUUUACAAAUAUAUAACGUGUCACAAGAAUUUGUUACUGCAACAGAGAAGAUUGGUGGAAGGUUGGGAUAUAGCAUCCGUGGAACAUUACAGUCUCAAGCCAAAGCUUUUGUUGAUUUCCAACAUGAAUCUCGGAUGACAAAACUGAAAGCAGUGCUUGAUCAAGAAACAUGGGUUGAAGUAGAUGUGCCUAAUGAAUUCCAGGGAAUUGUGGAUUCCCUUUUCAGCUUGGAAUCUAUAGGAGUUGGUGAUUCCGAUGAUAAAAGCUACAAUGAACAGGCUGUUGAUGGAAUUGUGGAUACCACUGGACAGGUUAAUAAUGUUAAAACAAAGAAUGAACAUGGAAAAUCUGGUGCUCAUUUGAUCUCAUUCAGAGGUGUUGGGUACCACAUGGUAAACUGUGGGUUAAUCUUGUUGAAGAUGUUAUCAGAGUACAUUGAUAUGAAUGCUGUUUUGCCAGCACUUUCAUCUGAAGUUAUUCAUCGUGUUCUUGAAAUGUUGAAAUUUUUCAACACAAGGGCUUGUCAGCUUGUUCUUGGUGCUGGUGCCAUGCAGGUGUCUGGUUUAAAGUCGAUUACAUCAAAACAUCUGGCAUUGGCAAGUCAGGUUGUGAGUUUUGUGCAUGCUAUUAUCCCUGAAAUUAGGAGGAUUCUUUUCCUGAAAGUACCUGAGACACGAAAAGUAAUGCUGUUAUCAGAAAUUGAACGCGUAUCACAGGAUUAUAAAGUGCAUAGAGAUGAGAUACAUACAAAACUGGUGCAAAUAAUGAGGGAAAGGCUGUUAGUUCAUCUUCGUGGAUUACCUCAAAUUAUUGAAACAUGGAAUCGAUCAGAUGAAACUGAUGUACAACCCAGUCAGUUUGCUAAAUCCCUCACCAAGGAAGUUGGAUAUCUUCAACGUGUGCUUUCACGAACUUUGCAUGAAGCUGAUGUUCAAGAAAUAUUCAAAGAAGUGACAAUCAUCUUUGACAUACAAAUAUCUGAUGCUUUUUCACACGUGGAUAUUACCAAUCAACAAAUAAAGACCAGGCUGAAUUGUGAUAUCCAGCAUAUCCUUGGAUGCAUAAGAUCAUUGCCAUCAGCCAAGUUAAGUAGUGAGUCGGGGGCCCCACUUGCAGGUCAACUUGAGUCUUUGGUCCAAAAAAUAUCUGCUGAAGCUGCUGAUCAAUAAUAGUAUAUUAUUAUUAUUAUGGGUAGUAGUUAAUUCAUUACACAAACAAACAGCAAAAGCCAAUUGGAGGUAAAAAAAAAAAAAAAGACGUAAACGCCCUUGUAAUUUGUAUCUCUCAGAUGAUUUGUUUAUAGGGAGAGGGUAGUAAUUGUGAGAUAUUGGUUGGCAGGUGCUUGAUGAUGAUAUGAUGCAAUUUUCAAAAAUACAAAUUUUGAGGACUACUUUUGGUAACGGGAAUGUAUAACUUAAUGGGUACAGAUAAGAGAGAUGUAAGAUUGAAGUUGAUUGAUAUUUUUCUUUUUUCUUUUCUUUUUUUUUCAUUUUGUGUUUGAUUUUGUUUUGUUACUUUUCGUGGUUAUAUAUAUUCUUGGCAGAUUGUAGUUAUUGCAA